UUGACGUUGUGGAUCGGAAGUCAGCUGUGAUGAGCCUGUCAGUCAUGAUGAAGGUGGUCCUGCUCCUCGCUCUCCUCACAGUCAGUGAAGGUAGCACGGUGGUCGGUCAAGCAGGCGGAGACGUCACUCUGUCCUGUAAAUACGACAUCCACCUCUACGGGGUGCUGUCCGUCUGUUGGGGUCGAGGAAGCUUACCGACCUCGGGAUGCAGCGGCCGGCUGGUCACCACCGACGGACCCCGUGUGACGGAAGAAACCAGAGCCUCCAGCAGGUACCAGCUACUGGGAGCACUGGAGGCCGGAGACGUGUCCCUGACCAUCCGGAACGUCUCGGCGGCGGACGGCGGGCGGUACGGCUGCAGGGUGGACGUACCGGGAUGGUUCAACGACGACAAGCAUCACUUUGAUCUGCUGGUGGAGGACGCUCCACAGACGACGACGACAUCGACAUCAACGUCGACAUCGACGGCGUUGCCCAGAGAGACCGUCUCUAAUGCGACAGGUCAGGUGACCGAGCGCCUCACGACUUCCUCCUCCAUCACGGCCGAGGGCAGCAGCAGUGGGAGCUGGGUUCUGGUCUGGGUUCUGGUCGGGUCGGGGUCUCUGGUCUCAUUGCUGGUCCUGGUCAUCGCGCUCAGCUGGAGGCGACUCGGCAGAAGGCAGCCGGUCCCCCGCUCGGUCCAGUUCAGGUCCUCCUCCUCCUCCGGCCUCCAGCUCCACAGUCGAGAGUCGGCGGUGGAGAACAUCUACCAGACGGACGACGGCGCCGAUGGAGGCGAGUACGAGUACCUGCCCUGAGUCCCUGAAGCUCCGCCCCCAUGACCUGCUGCCCCCGGGACAGAAAAAGGAGAACUUCAGUCCUUCAGAACCAAUGAGACACGAAGACGUUCAGCGACACGAUGGACUACGACUCCCAGAGAGCAUUGCUGUGUUGUAGUCCCAGAUGAUUCUGGGUGAUGACAUCAUCUGAGUGGAGGCCCGUUUGAUGCAUGCUAAGCUACGCUAACGUUGUAGCGGCUCCUUUAACACGUCACGAAGAUGUAAAAACUGUGGUUAUAAUUCUACUCGAUCCUCAUUCGUCUUUUUAUUAAACUUCACGUCAUCGAUCACAGAGUAUUGAUCUGAUGACAUCAUCACGUUGAGUUUGUAUGUUUAGUUCUAACUCAUUGAUCUUCAUUCCUCAGAUUAUUAGGAAUAUUGUGUUUGUUCAGAUUAAACUUGAAUA
Cyclopterus lumpus (lumpfish) is the source of this 1224-nucleotide messenger RNA. Its product is annotated as hepatitis A virus cellular receptor 1 homolog. Lineage: Eukaryota; Metazoa; Chordata; Actinopteri; Perciformes; Cyclopteridae. The transcript has 7 exons. The record is from RefSeq and is a predicted model, not a curated record. The coding region runs from base 30 to 797 and encodes 255 amino acids.